This is a messenger RNA of Gekko japonicus, 783 nucleotides long. RefSeq names its product CD40 ligand (gene CD40LG). Gene Ontology annotation, cellular component: membrane. Lineage: Eukaryota; Metazoa; Chordata; Lepidosauria; Squamata; Gekkonidae. The transcript is spliced from 5 exons. Gene Ontology annotation, molecular function: tumor necrosis factor receptor binding. Gene Ontology annotation, biological process: immune response. The record is from RefSeq and is a predicted model, not a curated record. The coding region runs from base 1 to 783 and encodes 260 amino acids.
AUGGACCCGAACGAGCCAUAUUCCCCAACGACCCCUAGACCUGCUGCCACCACCGUCGCCAUGAAAACAGUCCUGUACUUGAUCAUCGCGUUUGUGAUAGCUCAGCUAGUUGGGGCUGUACUUUUUGGUUUAUAUCUUCACAUGAAGCUGGACAAGGUGGAAGAUGAGAUGAAUUUACGAGAAGAGUUCUUGUUCCUUAGAAGAUUGCAGAAAUGUCUGAAACCACGAGAUGCUGACACAACUUUGCUGGAUUGUACAGCAAUCUUAAACGUUUUCUCAGAUCUCCGGGACCAAACAAGUGUUGUUCCUGAAGAAAGUACCAUUGCCAUGCAAAAAGGGAAGAAGCCAACAGCGUCCAUUCACCUUGCAGGUUUCCGGGACAACUCUCAGCCAGCAUCAGUUUUGCAAUGGACUGAGGCACUAUAUGCACCGAGUGACAGCACAUUUUCCUACCAAGAUGGAAAGCUAAAAGUUGACAGAGGAGGACGAUACUACAUCUAUGCCCAAGUCACCUUUUGCGUGAAAUCUGAGCCACAUGAGCCAUUCACUGUGUACAUGUACCUGCAUCUGCCUUCUGAGAGAGACCAGCUACUGCUGAAAGGAAUGAGAACCCCUGGCUCUACAGAUAACGUAUGUAGCCUGCAGUCAGUUCAUCUUGGAAGAGUUGUCGAGCUCCAGCAAGGGCACACGGUCUUCAUCAAUGUGACAAACUCCUCCAGAGUGAACUACGAUCACGGAAACACAUACUUUGGCAUGUUUGAGAUCUCUGAGAAGAGCCCUUGA